This is a messenger RNA of Fimicolochytrium jonesii, 1030 nucleotides long. Its product is annotated as Mog1 protein. Gene Ontology annotation, molecular function: small GTPase binding; guanyl-nucleotide exchange factor activity. Gene Ontology annotation, cellular component: nucleus. The transcript is spliced from 3 exons. Bases 113 to 724 code for a protein of 203 amino acids. Gene Ontology annotation, biological process: protein import into nucleus. Lineage: Eukaryota; Fungi; Chytridiomycota; Chytridiomycetes; Spizellomycetales; Powellomycetaceae. The record is from RefSeq and is a predicted model, not a curated record.
GAAGCCUGCAGGGAAGCCUGCCUGGAAGCCUGCAAGCCAGGAAGGUCGUCGCGCGUUCCCAGCUUUCCCAUCUUUUUAACCUUUUCGCCCAGGCUUCAUUCAGUUAAGCACGAUGCCAGGCAGACAACACCCACAGACGGCAGCGACUAGCAGGGGCUUAUUCGGUGGGGCCAUUACGGCCUCAGUUGCCGAGUCAUUUCUCGAUGUAAGCCAUAUUCGAGAAAUUCCAGAUAACCAGGAGGUUUUUGUCGACGUAGAGACGGAUCAAAGUAUUGUCGUAGAGCUGCUGGAGUCUCCAGAGGGAGUAGCUGCAGAGGAUGCUGCGAAAUACCACUUCGAACAACUUGCGGCGGACAACGACUCUGGGGAGGCUACGAUCUUGAGUGUGGAGCAGCUGGAGGUGGCCUCGGCGACUCCUUACCUACCCCCAACAACACAGGCUAGUAUCCUGGUCGGUCGACAGCAGAUCAAUAAGUUCAAUGAAAGAACACCGUCGGCGGUGAACACCGUGGUUAUAUACCUUGCAGUGAUUCGACUACCUCAAGUUGGCACCGACGUGCUCGUGUCGUAUAACCACCCGAUCGCGCUAGGGGAAGGUAGUUCAUCCGCUGCGGCCUUGUCAGAAGCCGGAGGCCACAUUGGCGUUCCGGACGUCGCUGCUGAGAAUUUCAAGAGAUCCGUGCAGUCGCUAAAUGUGAUUGACUGGGGACUUUUCGGGGUAUAAAGGAAGGACUGGAUGGAAUUUACUUCCCACGUCACUCACGCUGCGGAGCGCCGAUUCACCCUAAGACUGCGGAUGUGGUCGCACCGCAGUCAUGCGUGGUAGUCGCAUGACUGGCCCUCGUCAAGUCACCCCUGUAGAGUUUAGAAGUCGUAGCGCAGCAUAGUAUUGCACAUACCAUCGAUGUGGAAACGUAAAGGAGGCUUGAUGGAAGCAGCUCGGAGUCAAACGACUAUAACCAAUGAUGGGAUGUACUGUACAUGACAGAUUUACAUUAUCAGAACUAUACAUGACAGCUGAAUACCGAAU